AUGUUAUCUGGCAUCGUUGUCACGGCAGUCCUCUCGGCUACUGCUGCUUCUGCUCUGACCUAUCAGAAUGUUUCCGAAGGCUACUCACCAGCAGACAAGACUUGUGACUACCUUCACAGGACCUUUCCUGAUAUAACUUCCUUCUCCAACCAGAGCUCUUACAUUGUGGAUAACACCAACUUCUGGUCUGCAGCAUCUGUAUUGAACCCAGCAUGUGUCUUCGCUCCCUCGGGUGCAGAAGACCUAGCCAUCGCCGUCAAAGCUCUCAAGUACUAUGGCUCACCCUUCGCCAUCAGAGGAGGCGGACACAUGCCCAUCGGUGAUUCCAACAAUAUCAACUCCACUGGUGUCCUUCUCUCCAGCAGUGGUUUCAAGCGCUUAGCUUUAUCCCCUGACAGUUCCACCCUCCAUGUCGGUCCUGGAAACCAUUGGGGCGAUGUUUACAACUUCCUCAACAACACUGGCAAGAGCAUUGUCGGUGGCCGUCUUGGUGUUGUGGGUAUCCCUGGUUUCAUCACCGGUGGUGGUAUCAGUUUCUUCAGUUGGAAGUAUGGUUGGUCUUCGGCCAACAUUGCCAGUGUCACGGGCGUGAUUGCCAGUGGUGAAGUCGUUACUGCAACCCCCGACAACGAUUUCUCCGAUCUCUUCUGGGCUCUCCGAGGAGGUGGUAACUCUUUCGCCCUUAUCACCGAAUUUGAAAUGAUCACGAUCCCUGCCCCUGUGGUCACAGUCGGCACUACUUCGUAUGGAACCACGAAUCUGACAAAGGAAAGAUGGUUAGACGCCAUCUACAACUUUGCUUUGUAUGGGGGUGAAGAUUGCCACGAAUGCACGGUAACACCAAGUGCCAGUACUGGCACCCAAUACCCGAAUGGAACGACCUACACGGCGAUGAAAUUCUUCGAUGGCAAUGACACCGCACCACCUGCUCUUUCCAAUUGGACCUCGCCGUACUUGAACGCAACUUCCGACACCUUUGCCGCCACAACAAUGACUGAAUGGAGUCAAUCCGGCCUCGCCCAGUUCGACUCCAUCCACGGCCUCCGUAACCGCUUCCACGUCCUCUCCACCUACGCCGACCGUCGCGCCCUCCAGAUAAUCCACGAUACCUUUUUCGCUUUCGUCCCCAUCCAUCUUUCAUCCUUACAAACCUACAUCGCCACAUUGACUCCAAUGCCAAUCUCAAAACAAUACUUCCGUGCCAGCAAAGUCCGUGGUGGAGACCCAAUGGAUUUAGAUCCGGAAGAUGGCCCGCAUAUCUGGUAUGAGAUGAGUGUUUUGUACACGGUGGAGAGAGAUGAGGAAUAUGUUUCUGCGUUUUUAAGGGCUGUUGAUGAGGAAGUGAAGAAGAUGUUGGCGGCUGAGGGGAUCAAGCAGCCCAAGUAUCUUUAUCUCAAUGAUGCUGAUAAGGGGCAGCCUGUCUUCGAGGGUUAUCCGGCGGAGAAUGUGAGAAAGCUUAAGCAGAUUAGGCACAAGUAUGAUCCGGAGAUGGUGUUUACCAACCAGAUGCCCGGUGGCUGGAAGGUUGCUCACGCUUGA
Aureobasidium pullulans EXF-150 is the source of this 1539-nucleotide messenger RNA. RefSeq names its product FAD binding domain-containing protein. The coding region runs from base 1 to 1539 and encodes 512 amino acids. NCBI's taxonomy places the organism in Eukaryota, Fungi, Ascomycota, Dothideomycetes, Dothideales, Saccotheciaceae. Gene Ontology annotation, molecular function: FAD binding. The transcript has 4 exons. The record is from RefSeq and is a predicted model, not a curated record.